AUGGCGGCUCCGCAGAGAGGCAGGGACUACAGAGGAUUCGUCCUGCUCUCCAUUCUCCUGGGGACACUGUGGGAAGGCUGGGCAGGCCAUAUUCGCUAUUCCGUGCCAGAGGAGACCGAGAAAGGGUCUUUUGUGGGGAACAUCGCCAAAGACCUGGGACUAGAGCCCCGGGAGCUGGCGGAGCGCGGAGUCCGCAUCGUCUCUAGAGGUAGGACGCAGCUUUUCUCUCUGAACCCGCGAAGCGGCAGCCUGAUCACAGAGGGCAGGAUAGACCGGGAGGAGCUCUGCGCUCAAAGCGCGCGGUGUCUGGUGAAUUUUAACAUCCUGAUGGAAGAUAAAAUGAAUCUUUUCCCUGUUGAAGUGGAAAUAAUGGAUGUUAAUGACAAUGCUCCAAGAUUCUUGACGAAAGAAAUGAACGUAAAAAUAAUGGAGAAUACAGCUCCUGGGGUGCGCUUUCCGUUAAACGAGGCUAGAGAUCCGGAUGUGGGCACGAACUCUCUCCAGAGCUACCAUCUCAGCCCCAAUCACCACUUCUCCCUUGUAGUGCAAACUGGAGACGACGGAACCAAGUACCCGGAACUGGUGCUGGAGCAGGUACUGGAUCGGGAGGAAAAGGCGGUUCACCAUCUCCUGCUCACGGCCUCUGACGGAGGUGAUCCACUCAGAUCAGGCACGGCACGCAUCCAAGUGACAGUGGUGGAUGUGAAUGACCACGCACCAGUUUUUCCUCUGGCCCAGUAUCGAGUUACCGUCGCUGAGAACACGCCGGUGGGCACAACAUUGCUCACUGUGAAUGCUGUAGACCCGGAUGACGGAAUCAAUGGGGAAGUGACAUAUUCUUUUCAGAAAAUAACUCAAAAAAUUCUACAAAUAUUCCAACUGAACUCCCUUACAGGAGAACUUUCAACUUUACAAGGCCUAGAUUACGAAGAAUCCAGCUUCUUUGAAAUGGAAGUUCAGGCUCAGGAUGGUCCUGGUAGUCUGACAAGGACAAAAGUGCUGAUCACAAUUUUGGAUGUGAAUGACAAUGCUCCAGAAGUGACUGUAACGUCUGUGAGCAAUUCAGUCCCUGAAGACACACUUCCUGGGACAGUAAUUGCUCUUUUCUACCUGCAGGACCGAGAUUCCGGGAGGAAUGGGGAGGUAGCCUGCACCAUUCCAGAAAAUCUGCCUUUUAAAUUAGAAAGAUCAAUUGACAAUUAUUAUAGAUUGGUGACAGCGGAAAACCUGGACCGGGAAAGACUCUCUGUCUAUAACAUCACAGUGAAAGCCACAGAUGGCGGAACCCCUCCCCUGUCCACGGAAACUCACAUCUCUAUACAGGUGACAGACACCAACGACAACCCGCCCACCUUCUCCCACUUAUCCUACUCGGUCUUCGUCCCUGAGAACAACCCCAGAGGGGCCUCCAUCUUCUCAGUGACCGCCCAUGACCCGGAUAGCGACAAGAAUGCCCAGGUUAUUUACUCCUUGGCUGAAGACACCCUACAGGGGGCGCCCGUGACCUCCUAUAUCUCUAUCAACUCUGACACUGGCGUCCUGUACGCGCUGCAAUCCUUUGACUAUGAGCAGUUUCGAAAGCUGCAAUUUAGAGUGACGGCGCGUGACAGCGGUGACCCACCACUCAGCAGCAACGUGUCACUAAGCCUGUUCAUUCUGGACAAGAAUGACAAUGCGCCGGAGAUCCUGUACCCCGCUCUUCCCACGGACGAUUCCACCGGCAUGGAGUUGGCUCCCCGCUCCGCAGAGCCUGGCUACCUGGUGACCAAGGUAGUGGCAGUAGACCGCGACUCAGGGCAGAACGCCUGGCUAUCAUACCGCCUGCUCAAAGCCAGCGAGCCAGGGCUCUUUGCGGUGGGGGUGCACACGGGCGAGGUGCGAACGGCGCGGGUCUUGCAGGAGAGGGAUGCCCUCAAACAGAGCCUCGUGGUGGCCGUGCAGGACCAUGGCCAGCCUCCUCUCUCAGCCACUGUCACGCUUACCGUGGCUGUGGCUGACAGCAUCCCCGAAGUCCUGGCCGACCUGAGUAGCUUAGCAUCUCCCACUGACCGAGACGACUCUGGCCUGACACUGUACCUGGUGGUGGCUGUGGCAGCUGUCUCUUGUGUGUUCCUCGCCUUUGUCAUCGUGCUGUUGGCGCUCAGGCUGAGGCGCUGGCACACGUCCCGCCUGCUCCAGGCUUCGGGGGUCGGGUUGGUGGGUACAUCCGCCUCGCACUUUGUAGGCGUGGACGGAAUGCGAGCUUUCCUGCAGACUUACUCCCAUGAGGUCUCCCUCACCGCGGACUCUCGGAAGAGUCACUUGAUCUUCCCCCAACCUAACUACGCAGACACACUCAUCAGCCAAGAGAGCUGUGAGAAAAACGAUCCCUUAUUAACAUCCAUAGAUUUUCAUGAAUGUAAGGAUGAAGCACCAAAUACUCAGUUGGAGUCCUGA
Messenger RNA from Orycteropus afer afer, 2436 nucleotides. The record is from RefSeq and is a predicted model, not a curated record. Lineage: Eukaryota; Metazoa; Chordata; Mammalia; Tubulidentata; Orycteropodidae.